This is a messenger RNA of Teleopsis dalmanni, 1624 nucleotides long. RefSeq names its product protein mothers against dpp-like. The record is from RefSeq and is a predicted model, not a curated record. Lineage: Eukaryota; Metazoa; Arthropoda; Insecta; Diptera; Diopsidae. Gene Ontology annotation, biological process: SMAD protein signal transduction; cell differentiation; regulation of transcription by RNA polymerase II. Gene Ontology annotation, molecular function: DNA-binding transcription factor activity, RNA polymerase II-specific; RNA polymerase II cis-regulatory region sequence-specific DNA binding; I-SMAD binding. The transcript is spliced from 4 exons. Bases 253 to 1617 code for a protein of 454 amino acids. Gene Ontology annotation, cellular component: heteromeric SMAD protein complex.
UUUUUCAAGAAACAGCUGUUCUCACCAGAUUACACAAAGCUGUUUCAUGAAUAAUUGCGUAAAGAGCGUAAUCUGGCAUUUUAUUUGUGUUACGCUCUUAUUUUGUAGUUUACUUGUAUUUUACUCGCUUUUUAAUACGAGUAGCUCGUGGAAUAGACCUAUUAUUAGCUAUUCUUAUAGUGCAUUGAAUGAAGGGCACAACUCUAGCUUUCAUUCUAAGAUAUAGAUUAUUAAACAAAUUCACCUAAUACUAUGGAUAUUAAAAGUGCUAAAUCACGUACAAGCCGUGCAAUCUCCACAUUUAGCACACUUUUCACAUUCCAAUCACCAGCAGUUAAAAAAUUACUUGGUUGGAAACAGGGUGAUGAGGCAGAAAACUGGGCUGAGAAUGCAGUCAACAGUUUAGUUAAAAAAUUAAAAAAGAAAAAAGGUGCAAUUGAAGAACUUGAACAUGCUAUAUCUUGUCCAGCUCAACCAUCGAAAUGUGUGACUAUACCGCGUUCAGCGGAUGGACGGUUACAAGUGUCUCACAGAAAAGGGUAUCCGCAUGUUAUAUACUGCCGAGUUUGGCGUUGGCCGGAUUUGCAAUCACACCAUGAACUCAAAGCUAUAGAAAUUUGUGAAUAUCCAUUCAGCGGUAAAAAGAAUGAAGUCUGCAUUAAUCCUUACCAUUAUAAGCGUGUUGAAAACUCUAUGCUACCACCUGUACUUGUACCACGUAAUUCAGAAUUCGCACCCGGCCAUUCUAUGUUACAUUUUAAUCAAAUGCAUGAUCAGAGUAUGCCACACAACGUUAAUAAUUCUACAUUAGGCUCUAACUCAUACCUGGAUCCUAAUAGUCCACCAAUGACAUCUCUGCCAACAGCUAGCUCAAACUUAACUUUACCAAAUGGCUGCUUAGCUGAUAAACUGCCACCAGCGCAAAAUCUUUCGAAAGAUGGUACUUCUACUGAUCAAAAUGAUGGUUCGCAGCUACUUGAUUCUCAAAUGGACGAUGCAACACAUAUUAGUUAUACGGAAUCUGCAUUUUGGGCUUCGAUUGCAUAUUAUGAACUUAAUUGCCGCGUAGGUGAGGUUUUUCAUUGCAAUAAUAAUUCGGUUAUAGUAGAUGGAUUUACAAAUCCAUCAAACAACUCAAAACGUUUCUGUCUGGGACAGCUAAGUAAUGUUAAUCGUAAUAGUGUUAUUGAAAAUACACGCCGUCAUAUUGGUAAAGGUGUACAUCUUUAUUAUGCAGCCGGGAAGGUAUAUGCUGAAUGCUUAUCAGAGUCGGCUAUAUUUGUGCAAUCGCAUAAUUGCAAUUGUCAUCACGGUUUUCAUCCUAGUACAGUCUGCAAGAUACCGCCAGGUUCUUCAUUAAAAAUAUUUAAUAAUAUAGAAUUUGCUCAACUACUCUCGCAGUCGGUAACGAAGGGUUUUGAAGCCGUUUACGAACUAACAAAAAUGUGCACAGUACGUCUAAGUUUUGUGAAAGGUUGGGGUGCUGAAUAUCAUCGGCAAGAUGUUACUUCGACACCUUGUUGGAUCGAAAUACAUUUACAUGGACCAUUGCAAUGGUUAGAUAAGGUACUAACUCAAAUGGGAUCGCCACAUAAUGCUAUAAGUUCAGUAUCGUAAAUAGUUA